Brienomyrus brachyistius is the source of this 2793-nucleotide messenger RNA. RefSeq names its product DNA-binding protein Ikaros-like. Gene Ontology annotation, molecular function: RNA polymerase II cis-regulatory region sequence-specific DNA binding; DNA-binding transcription factor activity. NCBI's taxonomy places the organism in Eukaryota, Metazoa, Chordata, Actinopteri, Osteoglossiformes, Mormyridae. Gene Ontology annotation, biological process: regulation of transcription by RNA polymerase II. The record is from RefSeq and is a predicted model, not a curated record.
AUGGCUGCCAGUGAUGGUCUACUGGGUGUCAUCUCUUAUUGGCAUGACACAAAGCCCGUGCCAAGCGCCCUGCCUCGAUUCUCCGAGCUAAAGCGGCCUCUGGAUAAAAGCUUGCAAAAUGACUCGUGUGAGCACAGAAAGUUAGAAAUGUUAGGCUGGAACGAGGAAGUGGAGUGGAGAGGGGAGGGACCGCGGCUGUCGUUCCAAAGUGCUGCCGCGGCGCUGCGACCUUCAGCACAUGGAGCCGGGGACAGCUGGAAGAGCUUCGUAUUGCAAACUCAAGGAAUAGCAGAGUACCUUCACCGAAUGGAGACGGAGGAGGCCCACGAGAUGUCCCAGAUUUCAGGCAGGGACAGCCCCCCUGCUAAUGAGGUCAUGGACGAGGCGGAUGAGCCGAUGCCUGUUCCUGAAGACCUGUCGGCCAGCACAGGACAGCAGCAGCCUAUCAAGGGCGAGAAGACACUGGCCGCUAACGUAAAAGUAGAGGCUCAGAGUGACGAGGAGAGCGGGCACGUGUGCGAGGCGAGUGGGGAGGACGAGAGCGCAGACGACUUACGCAUGGCGCUCCAUGCCCCGGGGCCCCAGCACAGCGGCGCCCAUGUGGGCCCCGACACCAAGGCCUACUCCGCGGCUGGAGGCAUCCGCCUCCCCAACGGGAAGCUCAAGUGUGAUAUCUGUGGGAUAGUUUGCAUUGGCCCCAAUGUGCUGAUGGUGCACAAGCGAAGCCACACUGGUGAACGGCCUUUCCAGUGCAACCAGUGCGGAGCCUCCUUCACCCAGAAGGGAAACCUGCUAAGGCAUAUUAAACUGCACUCUGGAGAGAAGCCCUUUAAGUGCCAUCUGUGCAACUAUGCCUGUCGCCGUAGAGAUGCCCUCACAGGGCACCUGCGCACACACUCAGUUGGAAAGCCACACAAAUGUGCAUAUUGUGGGCGGAGCUACAAACAGCGCAGCUCAUUGGAGGAACACAAGGAGCGCUGUCAUAACUACCUGCAGUGCAUGGGACUUCAGAACAGCAUCUACUCAGUAGUGAAGGAAGACAGCAACCAGAAUGAGCUGAGUGAAGACUUAAGCCGUGUGGGGACAGAAAGAGCCUUGGUGCUAGACAGACUAGCUAAUAAUGUAGCGAAACGUAAAAGUUCUAUGCCACAGAAGUUUGUGGGUGAGAAGCGUCUUUCUGACCUGUCUUACGAUGGCGGAUCAGCUGGAUUCAAAGACAGCGAAAUGAUGCAGCCGCACGUCAUCGACCAGGCCAUCAACAGCGCCAUCAGCUACCUGGGGGCCGAGUCCCUGCGUCCCCUGGUGCAGCCAUCCCCGGCUUCCUCCGAGGUGGUGGUCAGCCCAAUUUACUCCUUGCACAAACCACCUGAGGCAUCGGGUACCAACGGAUUGUCAGCCAAGGACAGCGCCGCCGAGAACCUGCUUCUGCUAUCCAAGGCCAAGUCUGCGUCCAGUGAGAGGGACGCCUCUCCCAGCCACAGCGGCCAUGACUCCACCGACACUGAGAGUAACAAUGAGGAGCGGCCAGCAGGGGGCACCAGCCUCAUCUACUUGACCAACCACAUUGCUCCAGCUGCCCGCAAUGGCAGCCUGGUCAAGGAGGAGCAGCGUCACUUGGAGGUGCUGCGGGCAGCAGGCCUAGAGUCGCCAGCUGACGGGCUGAGGGUGCUGAGUAACGAGGGGGAGCCAGUGCGGGUUUACCGCUGUGAGCACUGCAGGGUGCUCUUCCUGGACCACGUCAUGUACACCAUCCACAUGGGCUGCCACGGCUUCCGCGACCCGUUUGAGUGCAACCUGUGCGGCUAUCGCAGCCAGGACCGCUACGAGUUCUCCUCUCACAUGACCCGAGGAGAGCACCGAUACUAAGCAGGUACAGAUGUACACACACAUACAGAGCCACAAAGGUACACUGUGCAGAUUGAGGCAUAAGGACACACACAGGUGCAUAUACAUAUACACACCAAGGCACGAGCACACACACCCAUGCUCACCAAAACAGUUUGAGCCCAUUAUUUUCAUCAAUUUAAUUUACAGUAUAAACGUAAGAUUACGGGAAAACUGAUCAUUUAUACAGGAAUUCAGUCUGACCAUUAAAUGGAAGUACUAUUGACAUAUAAAGGAAUCUAGGUUACUGGAAAUCUUAUAGAUGAACGCAAACAUCACAAUUAGCAGAUUCAUGGAAAGGAAUUGGUUGUUAUAUGCAAAUAUUUCCUACAAGGCAAAUGUGCGGUUAAAAUAAGUUAUUCAAAGUUAAGUCUCAACAAAGCAUAUGAUUUAUAUGAAGUUAAAUGUGAAGUAAUGUUAAACUCAUAAAUAAAUAUUUUUAUAUACUUUUAUGAAAUGCACCUUAACAUUGUGUUUUUUUUGGCUCAAUUAAAUGUAUUUCUUUUUUUAUAUUAUAAAGAUAGAAGUACAGCUCUUAUAUUCCUCCAGUUACAGGCAGUCUUGACCUGAAUGUGUUAUGUGUUGUAAACAAAAUGAAAUGCUUGUUUUACUUGUUCCAUAGUCUUCUGUAGUCCCAUGGCCUUGAACUGCAUGUACAUAUGGUGUAAAUUAUAUAUCUGCAGAACAUACACCUGACGUGGUGGCACACAUUUACGUGAAAAUAUGUACAUUUAGGGUUGUUUUAAUACCACUGCUUAAAAAGAGUCUCAUUUUUUAAUACUGAUUUUUUUAUUCGUGCUUUUGGAUUGCUUCUUUUAUUUUAAAAAAUGUUUGGAUUUCAUUUUGGUUUAGAGUAGCGUGCUUUUCUCGGACAAUUAUUUCCCAAUAUUAAAGCCUGACUUCUCCCUC